AUGCAACAUCCUUAUCCGACCUCCUUUCACUAUUCUUAUACAGACUCCGAGGGACAGACUAGCACCACAAAUACGCCAAUGGAGUCCCCCGCCUAUCCGCCACCGUAUCCCUGCUCCCAGGAGCAGUACGAUAUGAACCAGUCGGUAAAGCGUGAAAAACGGAAGUACCGUUGUCGUAAGCGAAGUCCUGCCACCAUCGAGAGAGCCCGUAUGAUCCGAAGGGAUAAAGCGAAUGCUCGUGAACGUCGUCGAAUGAACAGUCUAAAUGAUGCGUUGGAGCAUCUUCGUACGCUGUUGCCUACAGAACCAGAAGAACCCAAAAUGACAAAGAUAGAAACACUUCGAGUCGCUCAAGGGUACGUUUCUAACCCUUCCCUCACCAACUGGGCAUUUGGGGUUCCUCUGUUAACUGCAACGCUGCAAUUUCAGGUGAAGCGUGAAAAAAGGAAGUACCGUUGUCGUAAGCGAAGUCCUGCCACCAUCGAGAGAGCCCGUAUGAUCCGAAGGGAUAAAGCGAAUGCUCGUGAACGUCGUCGAAUGAACAGUCUAAAUGAUGCGUUGGAGCAUCUUCGUACGCUGUUGCCUACAGAACCAGAAGAACCCAAAAUGACAAAGAUAGAAACACUUCGAGUCGCUCAAGGGUACGUUUCUAACCCUUUCCGUAAUUUUUGA
Molecule: messenger RNA, 672 nt
Organism: Haemonchus placei
Lineage: Eukaryota; Metazoa; Nematoda; Chromadorea; Rhabditida; Trichostrongylidae
Source: the annotation of a GenBank genome assembly